Sphenostylis stenocarpa is the source of this 339-nucleotide messenger RNA. The record is from the annotation of a GenBank genome assembly. Lineage: Eukaryota; Viridiplantae; Streptophyta; Magnoliopsida; Fabales; Fabaceae.
AUGGUGCCUAAACUCGAUGGUGACGUGGAGGAUGGUGGAACUGGGCUUCCAUCAUUUGGUGUUUAUAGUCAUGGGAGGUUUUUUGGGUUUUUACUUUUUAUGGAUCCAACCAUCUCAAAUGUGCAGAGUCAUUCUAAUGUGCCAGGUUCAAAAGAAAUGAUCAGACCUGAUAGAGUGUCAGGUAUUAUUCUGGAAACAGAUCUCCUUUGUCAGUGUAACCCUCACUCUUGGAACAGGAAACUCUCUCUCCGCAGUUACUUACGAUUGAAGAUUCAGCUGUACUGGGCAAAUCUCCUUUGGCAAAAGUUUCUUAAUCUUCUUUGGUUGGAUUCCAAGUAG